UUCAUCAUCUUUUUUUUCUAAAAUAAUUUUUAUUUUCUGUUAUCUCUCAAUACUCUUGCUAUCCUUCUCUUUGAUCAAAAAGAAAAAAAAUGGCAAAACAACCAUGCAAAUCUCAAGAAGUUGAAGUGAGAAAAGGUCCAUGGACCAUGGAAGAAGAUUUGAUUCUCAUCAACCAUAUUGCCAACCAUGGUGAAGGUGUUUGGAAUUCUCUUGCCAAAGCUGCGGGGUUUAAACGUACAGGGAACAGUUGUCGACUCCGAUGGCUAAACUAUCUCCGACCGGAUGUUCCGAGAGGCAAUAUCACUCCGGAAGAACAAUUCUUGAUCAUGGAUCUGCAUGCUAAGUGGGGAAACAUGUUAACAUUCUACAUACUACGAUUAGUAUUGCAGACAUAAAUAUUUACAUUCUUCAUAUAGAAUAAAUGAUAAAUG
Molecule: messenger RNA, 431 nt
Organism: Hibiscus syriacus
Lineage: Eukaryota; Viridiplantae; Streptophyta; Magnoliopsida; Malvales; Malvaceae
Product: MYB-like transcription factor EOBII
Exons: 2
Coding region: 90-395 (101 amino acids)
Biological process (GO): regulation of DNA-templated transcription
Cellular component (GO): nucleus
Molecular function (GO): DNA-binding transcription factor activity; sequence-specific DNA binding
Source: RefSeq, a predicted model, not a curated record